GCUCGGCGCUCUGCCGGCCCCGCCUGGCCGCGUGGACUCCUGGGAGCUGCAGGCGUGGCCGCGUGCCGGCGGGAGCCAGAAGUGAUGGUAUUACACUAAGGAUCCCCAGAAGGACCCCACUGGGGCCCAAGGACCACCGCCUCAUUCAGCCAGCCGUGCAUCCUGAGAAGAAACUCGUGUUGCCGUGAGAGCUCGUGACGCAGUUCCCGUGAGCGAUGGCUUCUCUUGCCGCCAAAGACUCGUACUUACAGAAUCUGGCCAAGAAAAUCUGUUCCCAGCAGACUCAGGAGCGCCAGAAGCGAAAGUUUGCCUCGAAACCCGGUCGCCCCGAGGACGCUGGGCCCCCAAAGAAGAAGAAGAAGAAGCAGAAGAAGCAGCAGCAAGAAAAACCACAGAAGCAGGCUGAGAAGGCCAAACCACCCCAGGACAAGUUGUCCAGUACCAAGCAGCCAGCAGCUCUGCGGGGCCAGAAGCCUGCCGUGGUGGGGAGGAAGGAGAGGCCGAGCCAAAACGGGGGCCCUGCAGGUCCUUCAGCCCCUGGGCCCAGCUCCUUCCUGGGCUUAGAUAUUCUGCGCCAGCGGCUGCGGGAGAAGAUCCAGGAAGCCAGAGGCCAGGGCAGCGCCAAGGAGCUGUCGCCCGCGACCCUAGAGAAACGGCGGCGGAGGAAGCAGGAGAAGGAGAGGAAGAAGCGGAAGCGGAAGGAGCUGAAGGCGAAGGAGAAGGCGGCCGAGGCCGAGGCCAAAGAGUCCGGCCAGGCGGCGGCCGAGGCCCCGGCCCCGUCCGGCCAGCAGUCCGGGGCCCAGCCGGACUUGGUCUUCAACAGGGUGGAAGUCGGGGAGGCCCCGGUGGCAGGCAAGGCCCAGAAGAGAAAGGAGAAGCGGCAGCAGCUGAAGGGCAAGUUGACCCCGCUGACCGGGAAGAACUACAGGCAGCUGCUGGAGCGGCUGGAGGCCAGGAAGAACAAGCUGGAGGACCUGAAGGACCAGGACCCGGGGAAAGCCCAGCAGCUGGAGACCAAGAUGCGCUGGACCAACCUGCUGUACAAAGCCGAGGGCGUGAAGAUCCGGGACGACGAGGGGCUCCUCAAGGCCGCCCUGAAGCGCAAGGAGAAGCGCAAGGCCCAGCGGCAGCGGCAGUGGGAGAAGCGGACCGAGCAGGUGGUGGAGAAGAUGCAGCGGCGGCAGGACAAGCGGCGCAGCAACAUCCGCAAGAAGAAGACGGCCAAGCUGGAGCGCCGCAAGGACAAGGCCCGCAAGAAGGGCCGGGUUCUGCCCGAGGACCUGGAGAAGGCCGGCCUCAAGUGAGGGCCCGCGGCUGCCGCCCCCGACUAACUCUCUCUUUCUCUCUCCGGCCUCUAGGCCCCCUCCCCCAGCUCGAGACCCCCUCAUUGCUGCAGGUGGAUUAACCCAUGGGAUCUCCUCCCCGUAUUCAACUCAAUCCUCCUUAGGCUGGCCCUUCAAGCCCCCAACCCCUCCCAGACUGGAGGGCCUCUGAGCCCAGGACUCAGGGGAGCCACUGUUUCCCCACUCCCCGCUGUGCCAGAGGGCAUCAACAGAGGUGCCUACAGACUCUCAGUGGUUCAAUGGCAUUGCCUGUCACGAGGGGAAUAUGCAGCCUGCAUUAGGGGAGGGGGUGGUGGUGCCACCCAAGACCCUUUAAACCCCAUGAACCCUCCUGGAUCCGGAUAUCUCCCGGACUAUGCGCAAGGAGGGGUCUCCGUGGGAAAAGAGGGCCCUCGAAUUCAGCAUCCAGCAGGGGCUUCCCGAGGAACAAAAAGAGCAGGAGACUAGCUCUCUGACGGAAGGGCUGCUGCUAUUGGGUGUAAAAAUGGGCUUCCAAAUUAAAUAUGGUGUUUAGCCGAGCCUUGCCUUGUUUGCGAUUUUGUUUGUGCGGUGGGAUUUCUCUUGUCAGCUCCACAAACCUGCUGAAAAGAGAAAA
This is a messenger RNA of Tachyglossus aculeatus (Australian echidna), 1938 nucleotides long. RefSeq names its product surfeit 6 (gene SURF6). Bases 216 to 1304 code for a protein of 362 amino acids. Lineage: Eukaryota; Metazoa; Chordata; Mammalia; Monotremata; Tachyglossidae. Gene Ontology annotation, molecular function: DNA binding; RNA binding. Gene Ontology annotation, cellular component: nucleolus. The transcript has 5 exons. The record is from RefSeq and is a predicted model, not a curated record. Gene Ontology annotation, biological process: ribosomal large subunit biogenesis; ribosomal small subunit biogenesis.